GUUUUAUGAAGUUGCGCAAUUCUCUGUUGAGACUUUCCUGACUGGAAACUUCCUGAUACACUUCGUUUCACUUUUCAUUUCUGUAAACUUCCCUGGUUUUGAGAAGAGCACGGAUGUUUUGAUCAACACUGUGUCGUUUAAAAUACAAAUACGAACACGAAGAGUGUUUUAAAUACGGUUAUCCUAUGGUUGGUUUCGAGGUGAAAGUAUGGCUGCCCUAGAUGCCUCUAGAAAUAUAAAAGAAGCAGCGGAGGACGCAGCUCAAAUGCUGAGUGACGCCAUCAACUCUGGAGACAAAGAUGAAGCGACCAAAUACCUGGAUCAACUUUUGGAUCUGAAACUCCCAGUGUGUGUCAAAAUAAAUCCUGAAGCGUACUCUGAAGACAGCAUCAGGUUGAGAGUAGGAGUGGCGGACGCCGCAUCAGACGCCCACAUCCCAAUAACAGUGAUGGUACCAGUUUACAUGACAAUCUCAGAGCUGAAAGAAAAGAUCAGUCGUGACUAUGGCUUUCACCCGGCCCUCCAGCGUUGGGUGAUCUCGAAGCGUCUCGCCCAGGACAGGGAAACCUUGUAUCAUUAUGGGGUCAGAAACCACGACGAUUCUGCCUUCCUCUUCAUCCUUUCUGCCCAGGCUGCCAAUCUGAGCCGGGAACAAGAGAGAAAAGAGAAAGAGGACAGACGGAUUGAUGAUAUAAUCGGGAUCAUUGAUCGUCCACCUCAUCGGCCACCAGAGCUCAUCUCCAGAGGAGCCAAUCGCCCUCCUCUACCUCCCAAACCUCAGUCGGGUUGGUCAUGUCCUGGCUGCACGUUUAUGAAUAAACCGACACGUCCGGGUUGUGAGAUGUGCAGCACAGCGAGACCUGACAACUAUAAAGUGCCUGACAUAUACCAGCCGGACGAGGCAGAAACCAGGAGACUCCAGCAGGAGGAACUCGCCAGCCUGCAGUACAAGCAGUCUGUUAAGGAUGAACGGGAGAGGAAUUUCCAAGAACUCCUGGAAACGGAUUCCCGCAGUCUGGUGGGGAACGUGGAUGAGCUGGAUUGUGCCAUCUGCUUUUGCACCAUCAUGCCAGGAGAGGGUGCCGUGCUGAGAGAGUGCCUGCAUAGCUUCUGCAGGGAAUGUCUGAAGGAAACGGUUCUGAACUGCACGGAUGCAGAAGUGGCGUGUCCUUAUAGAGACGAUGCUUAUUCCUGUAACUGCAAACUUCAAGAUAGAGAAAUCAGAUCACUUCUAUCCCAGGACGAGUACCAGAAGUUUCUAGAACUGAGGCUGAACAUCGCAGAGUCCCGCAGUGAGAACAGUUACCACUGUAAGACGCCCGACUGCGCCGGCUGGUGCAUCUUCGAAGAUGACGUGAACGAAUUCACAUGUGACAUCUGCAACGAGACCAACUGCCUCCUCUGCAAGGCUAUUCACAAGGGAAUGAACUGCAAGGAGUACCAGGACGACCUCCGUAUUCGAGCACAGAAUGACGACGCAGCCCGGCAGACCACAGAGAUGCUGGAUCAACUCCUGAAGAACGGCGAGGCGAUGAACUGUCCCAAAUGUCAGGUGAUUGUCCAGAAGAAGGACGGCUGUGACUGGAUCUGCUGUCUGAUGUGUAAGACCGAGAUCUGCUGGGUGACCAAACAAGCCCGAUGGGGACCUCAGGGUGCUGGAGACACAUCAGGUGGUUGCAGAUGUCGAGUCAACGGAGUCCUCUGCCAUCCACGCUGCCAGAACUGCCACUGAACACCGGCGGCAUCGCUGAAUGCUGCUGAUUCAACAAGCAAAAACCUGUGCUACAGCAAAAAAACACUUAUAAAAUAAUCCAGGUAGGGCUGAUGUGCAACAUACAGUUUGCGAUUAUUGCUUUAAUAUGUUCGUUAAGUCUAGUCAUAUCACUGGCACAUUAAUCCAGAUGUCUGUAUUUAAUUGAUAUGUUCUAUGACUAAAUAUUCAGAACAUGUUUACAAAAUUAAAAUAUUUGAGGUUUCAUGGGAUAGUAUAAACUGAUGAAAAAGUGACAUUUUGAAAAUAUACGUGAAAUGGUCUUAAAUCACUACCAUUUUCUGGCAAACUGAUGCUCUGGGACUUUGUGCAAUGAUAUAGUAAGAGGAAAGCAUUAUUGUGUUUAAAUCUUGAUUUCUUUUAAGGCCAUUUUUGUUUAGAAUCCAAAGAUUUUUUGUUGUUGUAAUAUCAUAGCAAAAUAUGCAAUAUGGAACAGUGAAGUAACAACAGAAGAAAACAACAUAUUCAAGAUUAAUUUAAAUGUAGAAAAAUGCAAGUUUGUAAUCAAAUGAGUAGUUGCGCCUUUUAUGAUGAAUUAAAAAUGCUUAAUUAU
Messenger RNA from Sinocyclocheilus anshuiensis, 2324 nucleotides. Its product is annotated as ranBP-type and C3HC4-type zinc finger-containing protein 1-like. Gene Ontology annotation, biological process: proteasome-mediated ubiquitin-dependent protein catabolic process; protein linear polyubiquitination; positive regulation of canonical NF-kappaB signal transduction. The transcript has 13 exons. Gene Ontology annotation, cellular component: LUBAC complex. Lineage: Eukaryota; Metazoa; Chordata; Actinopteri; Cypriniformes; Cyprinidae. The coding region runs from base 209 to 1732 and encodes 507 amino acids. The record is from RefSeq and is a predicted model, not a curated record. Gene Ontology annotation, molecular function: ubiquitin-protein transferase activity; ubiquitin binding.